Molecule: messenger RNA, 163 nt
Organism: Scutellospora calospora
Lineage: Eukaryota; Fungi; Glomeromycota; Glomeromycetes; Diversisporales; Gigasporaceae
Source: the annotation of a GenBank genome assembly
AUGGAUGUCUCAGAACAAACUUUAAAAGAAGUAUUCUUAGGACAGGAUGCAGCUGAAACACUUAGCAGGAGAAAGCUACAUAUUCGAGGUCUAACAAGCAACCAGCUCACAAUAAGCAUCAAAGAAAUAUUGGGAUCUGCCUCCAAGACCAACAAGGCAAUAA